Molecule: messenger RNA, 2291 nt
Organism: Alligator sinensis (Chinese alligator)
Lineage: Eukaryota; Metazoa; Chordata; Crocodylia; Alligatoridae
Product: sialoadhesin-like
Exons: 8
Coding region: 58-1536 (492 amino acids)
Source: RefSeq, a predicted model, not a curated record
ACGAGCACCAGGCUCUGCGAGCCUCUGUUCCCCACAGGUCAUACAGAAACACCUGCGAUGGACUUGCUCCUGCUGCUGCCCUUGCUGCUGCCCCUUGGCACCCUGAGCAGUGCCUGUGCCCAGGCCUGGGGGGUGACCCUGCCCAAAGGGCCCCUGUGGGUGCAGCAGGGCUCCUGUGUGAUGCUGUCCUGCUCCUACACACUGCCUGUGGGGGAGCAGCUGCAGGCUGUGGUGUGGUACUGGGGCCAGCACCAGGGCCAGAGUAAAACCAUAUAUGACUCCAGCACAAAGGAGUGGAUGAUGUUCAAUGGCCGUGCUGAAUUUUUGGGGCACCUGGGGCACAACUGCAGCUUGAGAUUGGGCAACCUACAGCUAGGUGAUGGUGGCUUCUACCACGUGAAGCUGAAGACCCAGAAAAGGACCUGGAGGAGCCCGCAGAGGCUCCGCCUCACAGUGACAGAGCAUCCCUGCCCGACCUUCUUCUUGUUUUCAAGUUUGGGGGCCACCUUGUCGACUACCCUGACAUGCUCAGUGCCAGGCAGCUGCCCCUACGUUCCACUUUGGUAUGCCGGGGCUGGGGCUGAGGCGCUGCAGAUGAAGCACGGCACCAGCAUGCUGAACCUGGGUGCCCUCCUCACCAGCCAAGGGCAGGUUCUGUCAUGCCAGCUGCAGGGCUAUAGGGGACCUUGCCUCCUCAAGGGAGCCUGGAGCCCUCCCGAAGAGCUGCCUGCACCACCACGGGUGCUGGUGGAACGAGUGGGUGUGGGCCCAAUCCGAGAGGGUGACACAUUCACCCUGCACUGCGUUGGGAGCAGCCCCAUGGGCCCCGCACCUGCCCUGUGGGUCCAUGGCUUGGAUUUCUACAACGUCCGUCACUUCUUGCGGGUCGAGAGGGCCACGGUCUCUGAUGGGGGCAACUACAGCUGUCUGCACUGGGUUCCGGGUGCCGGCCAUGGGUACCUGCUGGUGUCGCCCAUCACCUACGUGUCUGUGAAAGCCAACUUCACGAUCUGCGUGGUGGCCUCACCAGGCGUCCAGCCCCUCGUGGGGCAGCCCCUGGCUUUGAUGUGCCAGUUUGAUGGCAGCAACUAUGCUGGCCUGGUCUUCUCCUGGUACAAGGAUGGCAAGCAGCUGGACAUAGUGCAGCAGGAGCUGGUGCUACCACAGGUGCGGCUGGAGGACGCCGGGGAGUACCACUGCAAGGCGCACAGCGCCCUGGGGACAGCUGCCUCCGACUCCCUCAGCAUCACGGUCAUGUGUGGCUCAGACUGCCACCAGCUGAGCCCCAAGCUCCUGGCAGGCACUGGGACUGGAGUCCUGCUGCUACUGGUUCUGACUCACCUUGUGGUGUACUGCCUGGCCCGGAGAGCCCCCUUGGAGGAGCAGUCACAGGCAGUGAAGCUGGGGGUCAGUGCCUGCCACGGCUCAGAGCAGUGGGGCCCGCUGUACGAGGUCAUCCGGUACUCCAGUGACAGCCUCCACUGCCGUCCUGAUGAAGACAGCUGUUCUCAUUGCACUGAGGACUAUUGCAACUGAGCACACAAGAGCCUCUUCCCCGGGGUCCCCAUGCCAGGUGCCUCAGGCCUCCCAGCUCACACCCUGGGGGUCAUCAACUUCCAGGUACCCAGGAAAGCCCUGGGACCCCUGGCUCCCACCUAGCAUCCCUCCCUUCAGGCUUUUCUAGUUGCCCUGAGCUGGGCCCUGUGUCUGGCUGCCGAGGUGUUUUGUCCCCAAAAGGCUUUUCCCCUUGAGGUCUCCAAGGAUGUACUCCCCUGACCCCCUCUGCCACACAGUACCUUUGGUGGGAAAAGCUGCCGUCAGUUUUGCCCCUUGGCUCCAGGGUCAGGAAAGCUGUCGUUUCAAGGGGCCUGGGGGGGUAAGGCCAGUGUUGGCUGGGGGCGCCAGGGCUGGCUCAGCUUCCAGAACUCGCAGCCUCAGUUGCUUCCCAGGCAGCCGCAUGAUGGACGAUGCUGGCAAGGGAGGAGAAAGCCCAGGCAGGAGGGAGCCAGGGGAGCUGGGGGUGAGCCUCACCACCUGAGUCCUGACCACAUAGCUCAACACUGACUGCUUGGCAGUGACAGCCACGCUGCUCUCCAGGUGAAGCUGAAGGAAUCAUGUGACUGUGGCUCAUUGUUAACCACUGAGUUCCUGCUAAUCUCUCUACACUGUCUGUGUUAACAGCCCUGGAUUUUUUACCAGCCAGGCUGCCCUGUCUUCCACUGCUGUCCCGUCUGCCAUCUACUCCUGCUAAUGCUUCUCCGCUCCCCCCAGGGUGUCCAAUAAAAACUGUG